Molecule: messenger RNA, 2217 nt
Organism: Dermatophagoides farinae (American house dust mite)
Lineage: Eukaryota; Metazoa; Arthropoda; Arachnida; Sarcoptiformes; Pyroglyphidae
Gene: Ddx1
Product: ATP-dependent RNA helicase Ddx1
Molecular function (GO): ATP binding; RNA helicase activity; protein binding
Source: RefSeq, a predicted model, not a curated record
AUGACGGCUUUCGAAGAAAUGGGCAUCAUGCCCGAGAUAGGUAAAUCUUUGGAAGAAAUCGAUUGGCUUUUACCAACCAAUAUUCAAGCUGAAGCCAUUCCAUUGAUACUUGGUGGUGGUGAUGUUUUGAUGGCAGCCGAAACUGGUUCUGGAAAAACCGGUGCUUUUUGUUUGCCUGUCAUUCAGAUUGUAUGGGAAACAUUGAAUGCAAAAUCAAAAUCGGAUAAAUCAGAAGUAUCGGAUAAAUGUUUAUUUAGUCCGUAUGAUAUCGAUCCAAAUCUAUCAUUGGCAGCUGAUUUGCUUUCAGCACAAAGCAAAGUAACCAAUCAAUGGCAAGGAGUACGAGCGAAUAAAGCUGUGAAAAAGUGUAGAGGAAAAAAGAAUCGAUUCUAUUUUGAAAUAGAAUUUACUUCACCUGGCCUGGCACGAGUUGGUUGGGCAUUAGAGAAUGGUUCUCGUGAACUUGGUACCGAUCGUUUUGGUUGGGGCUAUGGUGGUACGGCCAAAAAAAGUAAUGCACGAAAUUUCGAAGAUUAUGGAGAAAAAUUCGGUGAUAAAUUCGAUGUUAUUGGAAAUAUAAUCGAUCUGGAUUAUGGUACAAUUUCAUGGACUAAAAAUGGACAAGAUUUAGGUGUCGCUUUUCAGAUUGCUCAACAUCUUUGUGAACAGAAUCAUUUUUUUCCUUGUAUUUGUAUCAAAAAUGCCGGAUUGAAAGCCAAAUUUCAGAGCGAUCAAAACGCUCCAUUCGGUUGUACAUGGAUUGGCCAAUUAGGAUCGGAUCAAAUUGUGAAUAAUACAUGUUUUGCAGUCAGCUCAGCUAAUGAUAAUAGCCCAAAAGCGUUGAUUCUUGAACCAAGUCGUGAAUUGGCCGAACAAACACAUAAUUGUAUUGUGAAUUUUAAAAAAUAUCUUUCCGGUGAUAUUCGUCAAUGUUUGUUGGUUGGCGGUCUUAGUGCCAAAGAUCAAAUGCAUCAAUUACAAGCUGGUGUCGAUAUUGUCACUGGUACCAUUGGAAGAGUAAAUGAAUUGGUCAAUUCGGGUCAUUUAUCAUUAAAAUCAUGUCGUUUCUUCAUCAUCGAUGAAGUAGAUGCAUUCCUUGCACAGGGAAGUAUGCAAACCAUACUUCAAUUACAUGGCCGUAUACCACGAAUGUUUCCCGAUGGUAAACGUUUGCAGAUGAUUGUCUGUUCAGCUACGUUACAUAAUUUUGAUGUCAAAAAAUUGGCUGAACGAGUAAUGUUUUUUCCGAACUGGGUUGAUCUAAAAGGCGAAGAUUCUGUACCGGAUACUGUACAUCAUGUUGUAGUACGUGUUGAUCCACGUAAAGAUAAUUCAUGGAUGAAUUUACGAAAUUCAAUCACAACCGAUGCUGUUCAUGAAAGAGAUAUACGAAAUUAUAAAAAUCCGGAUAAAGAUACAUUGAGUGAAGCGGUCAAAAUUUUAAAAGUCGAUUAUGUCAUCAAAGCGAUCGAUACAUUACAGAUUGAUUGUGCCAUUAUUUUUUGCCGUACAAAACUUGAUUGCGAUAAUCUUGAAACAUAUUUCAAUCAACAAUCAGCUAAACUUUGUAAAGAUUAUUCCUGUGUUUGUUUACAUAGUGAUCGAACACCACAAGAACGACAAGCUAAUCUUGAAACAUUUAAAAUGAAAAAAUGUAAAUUUUUAAUUUGUACUGAUGUUGCUGCUCGUGGUAUCGAUAUUACUGGCAUACCUUUUGUAUUACAAGUAACACUUCCGGAUGAUAAGGCCAAUUAUUUACAUCGAAUUGGUCGAGUUGGCCGUGCCGAACGAAUGGGUCUGGCCAUUAGUUUUGUAUCGAAUGUACCGGAAAAAGUUUGGUAUCAUGCCAAUUGUCGUACAAGGGGUAAAAAUUGCUGGAACACUCAACUAGUUGAACAAGGUGGAUGUUGUAUUUGGUAUAAUGAAAUUCAAUUAUUGGCCGAUAUUGAAGAACAUUUAAACUGUAUCAUAUCUGAAAUUGGUAUAGAUUUUAAAUUAGAAGUAAAUGAAUUUGAUGGUAAAGUAGUGUAUGGAGCUAAACAAUCAUCAAAUGUUGGUGGUUAUACAUACAAAGAUCAUGUAGCACAAAUGGCCAACAAUGUACAACAAUUAUAUGAUCUCGAAUCGAAAGCUCAACUGGUUCAUCUUGGUCUUUAUUAUUAAUGUAUAAAUUGUAUUUUUCAAAUCAAAUAAAAUUUAAAAAUUUUUUUUUCAAAA